GCAAGAUAUCGCUUUAUGAAUGAAACCAAAGAAAGGAGAAUUGUUGGUUGGAAAUGCUAAAGAUUUGAAACCAUUGUGAACACCUGCUGAUGGAAAAGAAUGACUUCCACUUGUUUCUCCGUGCCCAUCACUUCCACUCCCCUCACUACAACGCACACUGCGCCCUGUCCAAAUACGAAAAAAGCUACUAAGAAUAGAAAAGUGGAGAAAUAUAUAGUUAUUUAGAGUGGCAAGACACUAGGAUAUCAGUAAGAUACUAUGAAGCAUGAAUUAUAUGUUACUGAUGCAGUCACUACGAAUGGCUCAAUGCAAAAUAACCAUGCUAGUUCACUCGCCUCAGCCACUGACAAGCAGAUAGUGGAGUUCACAGAUAUUGUUGGUGCUAACGGAAGAUGGCAGUUAAAAAUCUUCAUUUUGACUGCAUUAUCUGGCAUUUCAGCAGCAUGGAAUCACUUAGCUAUAAGUUUUUUAGCAUUUCCCACUGAUCACUGGUGUGCCCGACCAAAAGAAAUUAAUAUCUCAUUAAAUGAAUGGUUCCAAGAUUAUCUUCCUAACGCGACCAUCAAAGGUACUUCUCAUCACAGUCAAUGUCAAAAGUUUGUUAUUGAUAAUUCCACGUUUACUCCUAUUACUACAGAGGUGGAGUCAUGCACUGUGUGGGAAUACGCAUUAGAUUUUAACUCCAUCAUAUAUAAGUGGGAUCUUGUAUGUGAUAAGGAGUGGAUGAUAUCUACAAGUCAGUCCGUUUACAUGCUGGGAUUUUUAUUCACUGUUUUCGUUUCAGGACAAAUUUCAGAUAUAUAUGGGCGCCAUUUUGCUUUUAUGGUGAAUGUAGCAGUGCUCCUCAUUGCUGGGAUAGCAGUAGCUUUCGCCAAUUCUUUCAUCAUGUUUGCUCUAUGCAGAUUCUUCGUUGCUGUUGGACAAGCUGGAACAACCUUAGUCGCAUUUAUUAUUAUCAUUGAAGGUGUUGGCUCAAAACAACGAGCAAAAUAUGCGUUGCUAAAUUCCCUUGGAUGGCAUACGGGGUAUAUUUCUCUUCCCCUGGUAGCUUGGCUAACACAGGAUUGGUUUGCAUUGCAAUUGGCCAUAACUCUUCCCUGUCUGCUUUACAUUCCUUACCUAUGGCUAUUACCUGAGUCUCCUCGAUGGCUGCUUUCCAAAGGUAAACUCAAACAAGCACUGCCAAUUUUGGAGGAAAUAGCGAAGUUAAAUAAAGUGGAAGUCAAAGAUUUAGAAUCCAAAGCUAAAGCUCUUAGCUGCAGCGAUAAUGAUGGUGAUGGUAAAAGUUCCGCUGUAACAGUGAUAGAUUUGCUUCGUACUCCAAACUUGAGGAAGAAAACCCUUUGUUUGUACUUUACGUGGGUUGUCAUAUCAUUCACAUAUUACGGAUUAUCGUUAAACACGAAUGAUUUGGAAGGUAACGAUUACUUGAAUUUCUUUAUUUCUGGUCUAUUGGAAUUCCCUGCAAUGUUUUUUUGUCUGUUCACCAUGGAUUUCUUAGGCAGAAAAAAACCUUUGAUGUUCUGUCUUCUGACGGGUGGACUCGCUUGCUUCGGGUGCAUGUUUGUCCCAAAAGCUUUGCCAUCAGUCAGCACUAUAUUAGCCAUGAUAGGAAAAAUGUUCACAUCUGCAUCUUUCGCCAUCAUAUAUAUCUACUCAGCGGAAAUUUUUCCAACGGUUGCAAGAAACAUUGGAGUAGGCUCAAGUUCUACAAUGGCACGAGUUGGAUCUGCAAUAGCACCUUUUAUGAGGGAUCUGGGUAAAGUUACUAAUCCGUCUGUACCAUUGGGAAUAUUUGGGGUGCUUUCAAUCAUCAAUUCGGGCCUUUUGACUUUCAUGCCAGAAACAAACAAAUAUCCUGUACCUGAGACAUUCGAACAAGCUGAAAACUUUGGAAAGAAAAUAAAAGAUGAAGAAACAGACACGCCUUUCAGAAUUAAACAUGUUUCAUCAGUUUUUUGAAUGCGUUAAAUAAUAUGAUGAUUGGAAAACAAAGUUGACUGGAUUCCCUGCGAAUAUGAUGAGCCAAAUUUGAAAGGCAAGACCAGAAAAAAAAAGUUUUCACAAAACUACCAUCCAACUGUUUUCAGAAGUGAUAUGUAAAAUAUGUUAUUAAUGCAUGGAAAUGAUAAGAGAAAGAAAAUAUUUUUUGAUAUUGGAUCAACAUCAUAAAUGCGGCUUAUUUUCCAGCAUUGAUAAAGGCUAUUAUGCGUUGCAUUAAAAAAGUAGCAAAGAAAAGUGGCAAAUGUCUAUGUAUUUAGACUGCACCCUCCUCUGAGUGGAUUGUUUGACUUAAAAGUAAAUUUGAGAAAUUAUAAAUGCAUAUCAUGAAAUAAGUUUUAACUAGCAAUUAUUUGCGUUCAUUUUAAAUUCAGUCCUUUCAUAAUUGUAAAGCUAAAAAUACUUUGAAUUCAUGAUAAUGCUACCAUCAUAUACAUAAAUUAUAUGAAUUUAUUGAUAAAACCGGCAUAUGAAUAGAAUAUACAUUAGUGAAUUCUUCCCUUUUGUAUGUAAAAUUUGAUUUUUCUCUUAAUACGCUAGUGUAAGUUAGCUACACCAAAAUGAUUUCUUGGAUUUUAAUUGGUGUCAAGCAAAGUGUAGAUGUGAAAUACCUAGAUUUGAAUGACAUUCCGCAAAGCUCAUCAAACUUUUAUCUGUAAUGGUCAGUUAUUUCAUUGUAGUCAAAGUGAAAAAUAAAGUUUCAAAACAUUAAACUAAAACUAUAUUUGAAAUAUUGUCUGAAAAAUAAAUGAAUCUAAAUACAAUAAAUUUUCAAAUUCACACAGAAAUUUUAAAAAGCAAAAUUGCUACAUUUUCCUCGAAAAACUUCUUAUAAAUAUUUAUUUUUAAAAUCAGUUUGAAAUAAAUCUUAAAGCAA
Messenger RNA from Uloborus diversus, 2878 nucleotides. Its product is annotated as organic cation transporter protein-like. Gene Ontology annotation, cellular component: membrane. Gene Ontology annotation, biological process: transmembrane transport. NCBI's taxonomy places the organism in Eukaryota, Metazoa, Arthropoda, Arachnida, Araneae, Uloboridae. Gene Ontology annotation, molecular function: transmembrane transporter activity. Bases 259 to 1962 code for a protein of 567 amino acids. The transcript has 14 exons. The record is from RefSeq and is a predicted model, not a curated record.